Messenger RNA from Macrosteles quadrilineatus (aster leafhopper), 860 nucleotides. RefSeq lists its product as uncharacterized. Bases 112 to 756 code for a protein of 214 amino acids. The record is from RefSeq and is a predicted model, not a curated record. Gene Ontology annotation, molecular function: ribosome binding. Gene Ontology annotation, biological process: protein insertion into mitochondrial inner membrane from matrix; inner mitochondrial membrane organization. Gene Ontology annotation, cellular component: mitochondrial inner membrane. The transcript has a single exon. NCBI's taxonomy places the organism in Eukaryota, Metazoa, Arthropoda, Insecta, Hemiptera, Cicadellidae.
UGGAGACACAAUGACUAAAUUCUAGUAAAACAUUUGGGAAACUGUGUACAUAUUUUUACUAUCAUAUGUAAUUUGAUCAUAAUAUUAGUGUCUAGAGCUAAAGGAUUAGAUAUGUUUAAGUAUCUGACAGUGAGAUCUUUUAGAGAAUUUGCAGCCAAUACAAGCAAAUACACUUUACAAAAUGUUUCAGCUCGUAGACAACUUCACACCACUCAGAUACCCUGGAGGGACACACAUAACCGAACGUUUCCCAUGGUUUACUACUACCAAAACCCUCUCGACUGGCUUAAGAUUAAAUGGCAGUUGCUAAAGUUGAAGAAAUGGGAUAGAGAUUUCAAUGAGAAUGAUUUUUUUGUCGGUUCCACCUACGCUAUUUCUUCAGUAACUCACAAAAUAAGGUUGGAAAGCUACAACGAGCUCGAAGGUCUACUCACACCGAUAGCCUUGUCUAAACUAAAAAGAGACAUUUUGGUUCUGUGGAAUGAUGAUAUACUGAGGAACAUUGCUUUAAAGUUGACUGAUAUUAAGUUGGCUGUUCCAACCAAAGUUCAACUACGUUCAGUUCCUCUAUCUCCAGCUAAGCUGUGUGAUAUAGACAUGUGGUACAUGGCCAUGAAAUGGCAAGACCCUAGUAACACUGCACUUCUCAUCAUUGACGUUGUCGCCAGAUUCAACAGGGACUUUAACCACCCUGACUGGACAAUUUCCUUCUUUGAACUUAGGAAAUACCAUGUGCAAAACUACAAUCAACUAUAAGAUAAAUGUAUGUUUUGUAUUUUAUUGUCUCAGUGCACAAGAUUAAGAUUGUGACCAGUUGUGCUUAGUUUGUAAAAAAAUAAACAACAUAAAUUACAACCAAU